Messenger RNA from Rhagoletis pomonella (apple maggot), 638 nucleotides. Its product is annotated as glutamate receptor ionotropic, kainate 2. The record is from RefSeq and is a predicted model, not a curated record. NCBI's taxonomy places the organism in Eukaryota, Metazoa, Arthropoda, Insecta, Diptera, Tephritidae. The coding region runs from base 120 to 638 and encodes 172 amino acids. The transcript is spliced from 3 exons.
UUGAGCUCGUGAAAACGAACCUUUACUAUAGAGUAUAUAGAGUUGACUACUUAGGGUAUACUGACAUUAAUAACAAAAACCACACUAAAAUUCAAGACAGCGCUCAUGAAACUUUCAUAAUGAUUUUUUAUUUGAGACGAAUUCAAUACACUUUCAUGGCUAUUUUGGCCUUAUAUGGAGGUUCUUCAACACUGCCACCAGUCAUACGUAUCGGUGCUAUAUCUUCCGGCAAGCACAAUGGCCCAACCGACCUGGCAUUCAAGUACGCGAUUAAUAGCAUUAAUCAGGAUAAAAGUUUGCUGCCGGAGACGAAACUUACGUUUGAUUUGCAGCAUGUGGCCAAAGAUGACUCAUUUCAUGCCUGUCAAAAAGUUUGCGCACAAAUCAAGUCAGGCAUACAAGCCGUUUUUGGGCCAUUUGACGCUGCAUUUGGCUCACAUAUCCACUCUAUUUGCGAUGCUCUUGAUAUACCACAUUUGGAAACGCGAAUUAAUGCCGAUAUUGCAAAUACAGAAUUUUCUAUAAACUUACAUCCAGCGCAGAGUUACUUAAAUACAGCUUUCGAGGAUGUCAUUCGCUACUUAAAUUGGACCAGAGCGGGAAUACUUUUUGAAAAAGAUUACGGUAUGUUGGUAUGA